CAAAUUCAACUAUUUUGUGGCUGAUAAUGCUUUUUGUUUAGUUCUGUUUGCGUUCUUCCAUAAAUAAAUAAUAAUUAAUAAUCGGGACCGUUCCUGCUGCCGCUAUGGACGAUGAGGAGGGCCGGCUCGACGACACAUGUAGUUCGAAUGGAAGCUUAGAUAAGUGUGAUGUACCUUGGAGCGAUGACAAUAGCGAAAACCUUUGCCACAAACAAAACAACAUGACAGGCGAUAGCCACGACGAAAGAUCUAAAGAAAAUUAUUAUUUGUACUUAACUUCCGACGAAGACGAGUCGGUAGUGCGUGUAGAGAAACUUGAGGAAGGAAUCAAAGACAAAAUAAGCGGACAGUAUCAACUCAAACAAGCCGGAUGCGGAAUUAUCGCCAUCUUUUCGAACCAAUCCGAUUUCGAUAAAUUCCUGCAAUUCGAUUUCCUGAACCUGUUCGGCGUUCCCAUACAAAUAGCAAAUCUCUGUAACCGCGACAAGCAGUACCGUAACUUUGUAACAUUCAGGAACGUACCAUGGUGCAUCUCGAACAAAGAAUUAGCCGAAGCACUAAAAUUUCAGGGUAUACAGUUCGGCAGCGUUUGCAGGGCGAGAAACAACGUGCGAGUCGAGGUGCUCAACCUGUGCCAUUCGGAGAGACUCCUUAAAGAAGGACUAAACUUCUACAACGUAACAUCAUUUCCGGUCGUAGAAGAGGGCGUGCCCAACAACGACACCAAAGAGAUCACCCAGUGUUAUAAGUGCCAGGGCUUCUGGCACACAGCGAACUAUUGUAAGCACUCGUGCAGGUGCGUACGAUGCGGUGAGAACCAUGUAGUAGACAACUGUCCCAGACCGAAGAACAAUCCGAUUUGCUGCAACUGCGGCGGGCACCAUCACGCCGCUUACAAACUUUGUCCCAUCAAGUUACGGCUCGCGAAUUCCGUAAAGGUAGCAUUUAGUUUAGCUUGUAAACCGAAAACGCCAAAUUACAUUGGUUGAACUCAUGAAAUUAUUAAAGAUGUCACUGCGUUUUAUUAAUUAGCUAAA
This is a messenger RNA of Aethina tumida (small hive beetle), 1037 nucleotides long. RefSeq lists its product as uncharacterized. The coding region runs from base 105 to 989 and encodes 294 amino acids. The record is from RefSeq and is a predicted model, not a curated record. NCBI's taxonomy places the organism in Eukaryota, Metazoa, Arthropoda, Insecta, Coleoptera, Nitidulidae. The transcript is spliced from 2 exons.